Messenger RNA from Puntigrus tetrazona (Sumatra barb), 5003 nucleotides. It is a transcript of the gene sack1ga, whose product is annotated as family with sequence similarity 83 member Ga. The transcript is spliced from 5 exons. The coding region runs from base 513 to 4679 and encodes 1388 amino acids. The record is from RefSeq and is a predicted model, not a curated record. Lineage: Eukaryota; Metazoa; Chordata; Actinopteri; Cypriniformes; Cyprinidae.
AAGGGAGAUAGUGUUUUAUCAUCAACUGGUAUUAGAAUAUUGUUUAUUUAUUUGUUUAUGAUUACAUCUGUGGUUACGUCAUGUUAAUAUAUUACACAUCAUAAAUUACACACAGUCAUACCUCAGUUUCCAAAGCUAUUUCGGUUGUUCUUUUAAAAAUGUAAGUUGCUACACAUGGACUACAAAGUUGUACUAUAAAAUUAAAUGUUUAACUUCAAGCUGGCGUACAAAACAUUCCCACUACUCAGCGAAGUUGAAUAACGCCAUAAAGUUUUGAGUUUGUCUUACCAUUGGUUGACAGUGAGUCACGUGACAAAGGUGCGCACGUUUACCUGCUCCAGCAUCCGCGAGUGAACGCACUUCUUGACAGGAUCAACUGAUGAACAGCACCGGAUCUUACAGUGCACGCGCGCGCCUUUUCGUGUAGUUUAAAUCGGUUUAAGUAGCCCGAACGGGUUAAUUAUACGCAAAUCCAUUUUAAAUGCUGUUAAAAAUCUCGCCGAGUUCGAGUAAUGGCACUGUCACAGCUUCAGUGUCUUGAUGACAGUCACGUCAACUUGCGCACUAACGAGUCGAAGCCGGAGUUCUUCUACAGCGAGGAGCAGCGGCUGGCGCUCGAGACGCUCAUACACGAGGGGCCAGGCGCCUACGAGGACUUCGUCAAAACACACAACACCCGCUGCUUUCUGUCGGACCUUGAACUUGAGAGGAUCCUCAGCACCGCGGAGGUGUAUAGCCCGGGCUCCCCCGAUCACACCGUUGAGCUGCUGCAGGGGGACAGCGAUGGGGAGGAGAUCUCCCUUCAGUACUGGCCUGACCGCUCGGACCGCUCCGUCCCGCGGCUGGACAUCGGUUGGCCGGACCGAGCGUCCUACCGCGGGGUCACUCGAGCUCAGGUGCACACCCAGCCCCCUUAUGAGGGGCAGGCACAUAUCAAAGAGGUCGUUAGAAAAAUGAUCUCCCAAGCACAGAAGGUUAUUGCAAUUGUCAUGGACUUAUUCACAGACAUUGACAUCUUCAGAGAUCUCCUGGAUGCAAGCUACAAGCGGAAAGUUUCUGUGUACAUUAUGUUGGAGACCACUGGAGUGAAGCACUUCCUGAGAAUGUGUGAGAAAGCAGGCAUGCACACUGGACACCUUAAGAACUUGAGAGUGCGCAGCAUCAGAGGGUCCGAAUUUUUCAGUCGAUCUUCAAAGAGAGUGUGUGGAAUCCAAAGCCAGAAGUUCAUGUUUAUUGACGGAGACAAAGCCGUCUCAGGGUCAUAUAGUUUCACAUGGUCUGCCUCUAGACUGGACAGAAACCUCAUCACGGUUCUCACUGGCCACGCAGUCGACACAUUUGACUCAUUGUUUCAGGACAUGUACGUGCUCUCUAAUGGAGUGUGUCUGAGCAGGAUUAAUCUGAGCAGCGAGCCUGAACCUGAGUUCCUCCCUAAAGUGGUUCCCACUCUACUCCCCUCAGCCACCACAGCACUCAAGCUCAUUAACCCAAAAUACACUCUUGUCUCCAACUGUGCCUUCACUACCAACGGACCUGCAUCUGACCAGACAAGUGCCAAGAACAGCACUUCCAAGAAUCAGAUGGAAGUCUUCAAACAAAUUAAAGAGACACCAGUGGUGCCACCGAUUCACCCAGGACUGCUCAACCUGGAAAAGGCUAACAUGAUCAAUUAUGUGCCGACUUGGCCUGAUCCUGACCCGCCGAAUGAUGUCAUUGGUUACAUUAACAUAAGAGACUCCAACAAACCAUUGCAAGCUCACCUAAUGCGUUCAGAACUCUUUGAAGUGUCUCAAGCCAUCCGAUUCAAGGAUCCUUUUGACAAGCCAAAGGAAUCUUUAUCUCUGGGGUCUUGUCCUGGGCCCAUAUCCCAAACUCCCAAUUUUCCUGAAGCUCCAGCUCAGAAGCAAACAUCAGGUGAAGCACAGAAGAAUUUUGAUCAAAAUCAACAUCAAAGAAGCAUCCGGAAUGAGAAUCUUAUCUCAUCUUUGGAGAAGCUGGAAACAGUGCAUGUGCUUUCCUGUAAUAAGGUAAAUAAAGAGGAAAUAUGUGUGACAGAAAGAGAUCUAGACUCUAUAUCUUUGCACAGCAAAAACAGUAGUAUGGAAAAACAUAAUCCCAAUACAAUUUUAUCUUUCGCUGAAGACCAUACAGAUACAAAUCAAUAUCUGGAUACUCUACAACCUCUGAAAUGUCCUGCCCAAACCUCACAGAAUCUCGAUUUGAAAUCAUCAUCAACACCAAUGUCCAACAAAAGUCAUCAUGACUCACUUGCUCUCAUGGACACUAAUUCAGUUAAGCUAAGCCAAGUCGACCAACUCAUAAAUGAUGUUGCCACUCAAGACCACAGUGAUACACAUCCAGACACAAACCAAGAUUCAGACUGGAAAGUUACACAGACGUACAACUUUGACUCCAGCAUUUCCUCUUUGUCUGAUGAAUACUAUGAGUGCUUUAGCCCUGUGUCUGACUGUAGGGCUGUAGGAGAUGUCUUUGUGACUGAAAAUACAGCAGAAUCUUUGCAAAAUUCAAUCAAAAACAGUCAACAAGAGGAGGAAGUUCAAAAAGGUACAGAUUUGGAUAAUAAUCAGACCUUGCUUAUUCCAAAACUUUUAAAAACAUCUUGCAGUAUUGUUUUCAGUUACUUAUCUACAGACUUUAAAUCAACAACCGCAACUUCCAAAACCGUCUCUGCCCAAAAAAGCGAAGAAAGUACCAUAUUUAAUGAUAGCAAACUACCAGACAGUGAAAACUGCUGCUCAAAGAUUCCUAAUGGUUGCUUCAGAUUCUCAUCAACUUCAGAGGAAUACUUUGAGUGCAGUGAUACAGUGGGCUUGAAGUCAGAGGCUGAUGGUAUUGAUCAAAAAGUGAAACCAAGCUCACUGGAAACAUUAAGAUCGAAUGAACAACUACAAGUACUGAAGCCUGUCCUGGAAACCGAGAAACUGUCUGAGCUAAGCAUCCAAAGCACAAAAGCAAAUGAUGAACCUAAAUUGCAUUUUGGACAGGAGCAGCCAGAAUUUCAACAAACACUAGAUAAGGCAGCUGACUUAGCAGUUAUAAAGUCUAAAGAUAAUACCCAAAUUCGACUGGAUGUGAAAGCACACAGACAUGUACAAGAGAUGGAAGUUACAUUAGAGCCAUUGGUAAAAAUCAAAUUGAUGAGUAACAUUUCUCAAGAACAUGAGAUGAGUGAAUCCAUGGAGGUUUUAGAGAUACAGUCCAAGGAACAGUCUGUAGAGUUAGCUGAGAAUUUUGAAAAAGCACCAAUACAAGACUUACAACCUGAGCUAAGUCCAUACUUAGCCUGUGAGCAACCUAAAAAAGAUCCACUACAGGACAUAAAACUUGAUGAAGAUGUGGAAUUAUGUGAGGAAAAGCCUAUACUGUUAGCUGAGAAAGAUUCAGAUCCACAACCGCAGUUUCAAAUAAAUCAAGAUAUAAAGUGUGAGGGGCAAUCUGUCAAGUUAGCUGAGAAAACCGCAAAUCCACCACUGCAGGACUUACAACCUGAGCUAAGUCUGGAUUUAACAUGUAAGGGACAGUCUGUCCAGUUUUCUUUGUCUGCUACUAAACUGCCGCUAUGUGACUCUCAGUCUGGGGAAUGUCCAGAUUUAAUGUUCACACCUUCAGAAGCGAAUGCUAUCCCACAGGUGGCAACCGACAAUGAAUUUAGGAGCUCAAUACUGCAAGAUAAAGCAGAUGUUAUUCCAGAGAAGACCAAUGUAACAAAGUCCAUAGAGUUCCCUAAGAGUGAAGAACUGCAACAACCAUUGGCUGAUUUAAGCUCUGGAUCAAAUCAUCCACUAAACCUAAAAUCUGCAGAGCAUAUGAAUGAGCAUUUAAAGCUGCUGCAUGAUGAGGUCAGUCCAGCUGUAUUAAAGAAGAAAUCUGAGGAGCACAGCCCUCAAGAGAACAUACUAAAACCGUUUGAAACCAUAGAGCUGCUGAUAUUAGAGGAUUCAGCCUCCAAGGAGACAGAGCUGAACAAUUCUGAACCAACAGAACCAAGAGCUGUGCUGAGAAAUGAAACAAAAAUGAGCAAACCUGAGCCUAUCGAACCAAAGACUAUAAAUGAUAGAAAAUCUAAAGAGAAUAAACUUGGUGAUGUUUACAGUAGGCAUAGAAAGCAUACAUGUCACCAGACAGCUCUGACUGAUGAGAAACAAGAAGGGGAACAUAUUUGUAUAAAUCAGAUGAACAAGAACCUGCCAGAGGCAAAACCCAAGCUGGAGUGUCUGGUUAGGAAGCAACCACAUCAAGCAUCAUCCAGAAUUCCUAUACAAGCGAGAGGAGGGUUAACUAAGUUACCCAUCAGCAAAGCAGACAUUAGCAAUCGUCCAGUUGGGCUUCGAGCUCCUAAAGCUGGCACACAUAGACAGCCAUUUGGAAAACCACUGGGGCAGAACAAGCCUACUUCAUCUCCAUCUCCUGAAAAAUUGUCCCUAGGAGGAGUUGCUCCAGUUAGAUCAACAGUUCCUGCACCAAACAGUCCCACCUCGCCCUCAAAACUUCCACAACUCCAGCUGAUUGGUGCACCUAAGUUCGGGCAGUCAGACCAGCCAAACGUUUCCAGGAAACGUUCUGCAUCCUUAACAAAGUAUAGUGGCUCAUCUCCUGGAAUUUCCUGUCCAGCACAAGUAAAGAAGCAGGUGAUUAAAGGAUCUCCGCUAAACAAGUAGAAUAGUCAUCAAACUGUUGUAUACUAAUUUCAUGAAUGUGAAGAUGUGCAAUAGAAAACACAUUUUUAAUGAACUUUUAUUGAAUCGUGUGAGUUGAUCUCACAUAAAACUAUGCUUUAUUUAUUCUAUUUAGCCAACAGAAAGUUAAUACAGAAUUAAUAUAGGGUUUCCCAUAUACAAACAAGUUUUUCUAAAUAAUGAAUGUGUUAUGUAAAUAGACUUUUAGAUAAAGCUUUAUGAUUGUCCUCAAAGCUAUUAAUAUGUAACUAUGUACUUUUCCAUUCAGCUCAAUAUAAAUGAUCAAUAAUUGGUCUUAUUAAAUCA